AUUCAUAUAAUGCAUUUGUUCCUGCAAAUAUUCCAUUGCAAAAACAGGGCAAUCAUGUGUUAAAAUCAUUUUUGGAAAAAUAUAUUGGCAAAUCAAUUUUGGACGAAAGCACUUUAAGAAAAAAUUACAUACCAAAUAUUUAUAAAAGUAUUAUGGACCAAAUAAUUAGUGAUAUUGGAAAUAAUUACGAUAACAUAAUUGAUCAAACAACCGAUUCAAGAAGUUUAUAUAAACAUUUUUUUAAAUUUCUCAUAUAAUAAAAUAUACUUUUUUUUUAGGUUUGACAAAUUUGCAAAUUUAUUAAUUGGUAAAUUAGAUGGGAUUCCGAGUAAACCAUUACUUUAUUUGCAUGUAAAGAAAUAAAAUUCACCAAUUAUGAAACUAUUUGUCAAUUAAUUAACUCCUCGUUAAAAUAUUUCCUGGUAUUGAACAAAAAGUAUUACUUUUUAUUAAUGAUCCUGGUACUUAUAUGAUCAUAGUAGCAAAAACAUUAAAAAUAUUUUCCCGAAAUUAAUUCAUAUUAUAAAUGUAUGGCACACACAGUUUUUAGAGUUCUAGAGAAAAUUCGGGAAUUGUAUCCAGACAUUAAUAAAUUGAUUAACAAUGGUAAUAUAUUAAGUACCUAUUUAAAAUGUAAAUACAUAUGUAACUUAUUUCGUUUAUUUCAGGAAAAAAAGCUUUCCUAAAAGCACCAAUGAGAAUAAAUACAGAAAAGAAAUGCCAGGUACACCUUUACUACCCAAACCUAUUAGUAGAUCGCAAACCUGAACCAGAGCCAGAACCUCUAAAUAAAAUAAUUAAGUACCAGUAA
Messenger RNA from Cinara cedri, 811 nucleotides. The record is from the annotation of a GenBank genome assembly. NCBI's taxonomy places the organism in Eukaryota, Metazoa, Arthropoda, Insecta, Hemiptera, Aphididae.